Aspergillus glaucus CBS 516.65 is the source of this 1065-nucleotide messenger RNA. RefSeq names its product zinc-dependent alcohol dehydrogenase family protein. The transcript has 3 exons. Lineage: Eukaryota; Fungi; Ascomycota; Eurotiomycetes; Eurotiales; Aspergillaceae. The record is from RefSeq and is a predicted model, not a curated record. Gene Ontology annotation, molecular function: oxidoreductase activity. Bases 1 to 1065 code for a protein of 354 amino acids.
AUGUCACCUUCAAUUCAGCAGUAUAUCUCCCAUUUCGACGGUCUUGAUGGCCUGAAGAAAGUCGACGCACCAUUGCCCUCUCCCACGCAGGGAGAGGUGUUGGUGCAGAUCAAGGCCGUAUCCUUGAAUUACCGAGAUAUGGAAGUGAUCCGCGGCGAGUACACCCAUCACCAAUCCAUCAACCAGGGCUCUGCCAUUGUUCCCUGCUCGGACAUGUGUGGCGUAGUUCAAAGCGUGGGCAACGGCGUUACGAAAUGGAAAACCGGAGACCGCGUGCUUUCAACGUUCAUCCCAGACCACCAAACUGGUCUACUCACUGAACAAGCACUUGCCAGCGGUCUUGGUCUGCCACAGCCCGGUGUUCUGGCGACGCAUCGGGUCUUCCCUGAGCAUGCAUUGAUCAAGGCGCCUGAUUACAUGUCGGACCAAAAGGCUAGUACUCUUACCAUCGCGGGUGUGACUGCAUGGAUGGGUAUUAAUGGAAUGCGUCCGCUUGGUCAGAAUGGCGGGAAGGAUGAAUACAUCCUGCUCCAGGGUACGGGAGGGGUUAGUAUUGCUGGGUUGCAGCUUGCGAAGGCAUCCGGCGCAAAAGUGAUCAUUACCUCCUCCUCUGACGACAAACUGGCUCAAGCCAAAGACCUCGGCGCAGACUUCAUUAUCAACUACCGCAAAACCCCCGACUGGGGAAAAGAAGUCAUGAGAGUAACAAACGGCCAUGGUGCAGACAUCAUCCUCGAAGUCGGCGGUUCCGAAACCCUCAGCAAGAGCUUCAACUGUGCUGCAUAUAACGGCCUGAUCAACUGCAUUGGGUACACUUCCGGCAAGACGCAAGCUGGUGGCGACCAGCCGAAUGUGAAUAUACUUGCCAUAAGCAAGGUGCUUACUUUGAAGGGUAUUAUUGUUGGGCCUACGGAUCGGUUUGAGGAGAUGGUGAGGUUUAUUGAGAAACAUGAGAUUCAUCCUGUUAUCUGUAAGAUUUUCUCGUUUGAGGAAGCGAAAGAUGCGCUGAAGUAUCUGGAGAGUGGAUCGCAUUUUGGCAAGGUUGUUAUUCAAGUUUCAAGCUAG